GCAAUGCAUGGACACUCACUAUGAACACGUGUUUUGUGUUCUAUCCUAACAAAAAGUCCUGGAUGACCAGAGAAGUGCAGUGUUUGCUCUGGGAGAGGAACACUGCAUUCAGUUCUGGAAAUGGGGUGCUACGCAGUACUGUUGGAGCCAACCUCAAAAGCGACAUCAGAGAGGCCACGGCUGCCUACAAGAGGAGUACUGAGGACUGCUUCAACAGCAAAGACAUAAGGAUGGAUCGUUCCUGUGUAAGAUGCCUGAAAACGAUGGUGACGUUCCUCAACUUCAUUUGCUGGCUGUGUGGCGCCUUUGUAGUGGCGUUUGGUGAGUUCCAAAUGAUUAACUCAAGUUUCGCCUCCCUCAUUAUGAGCUUCUGGCCGGUCUAUCCCGCCAACACUCUGGUGGCGACCGGUGCCAUCGUCACCUGUGUGUGUUACCUGGGAGUGCUGGGAGGCAUGAAUGAGAACCGCUGCAUGCUCAUCACUUUCUUUGUGCUGCUCUUCAUCCUGAUGUUGGUGGAGCUGGCGAUGGCUUGUGUGUUCUUCGUCUACAGCAGAGUGAUUGACACCUACUUUGAGAGGGACCUGAUGACAAGCCUGGUGAUCUACAGACAGUCCAGUCCAAGUGGCAACUUGACCAUUAGAAAUGACUUUGAUGCUGUACACUACCUGUUUAAAUGCUGUGGAGUCUAUGGUGAGGCUGACUGGAUGGGAAAUGUACCGAUCUCCUGUUGUACCCUGGACCCCUGUAACGCGUUCCCACGUCCAAACUGGCAAGAGGGGUGUCUUGUGAAGUUGAAAAACUGGUUUUCCAGAAACUACCUGAGCACGGGCUCGGGUGUGGUCACCAUGUUUAUAAUACAGUUCAUCUGUUUGUGCGUGAACGUUCCUCUGUUUUGCCACUUCAGUCGGCGUGGACUCGGUUACCAGUGACGAACGCACAAAAUCAUCUGCAGUGGAUUCUUCAGUCACUCGCUGUCACAUAUCAGGCUGAAUUAAUCCUUUCAUACACACCACUUGCAGCAUGAAUCUGUGUAGAAAGUAAUUUGUUACAUAACACUGAAUGUCCAGCAAACAGAAAUACACAAUCUAGUUUGACAAACAUCGGCUUCAUUUUCUCUUUAGUUCAUCACCAAUUAGUUCGUUGCCCCGGUCACAGUCAACACUGUUGACCAGUUAACUCAAAGCUUUCAGGACGUUUUGCACAGAAGCCUAUCGGUUUAGAGAUAAAAAAUUCUAAGGUCAAGUUCAAAGGAGGCGGUGUGUGUUUAUUGUAGGUUGUAACUAGGGAUGGGUAUUGAUAAGAUUUUAUCGAUAUCAAUGCCAUUAUUGAUUCCGCUUAUCGAUCUGAUUCCUUAUCGAUUCCCUUAUCGAUACCUCGUGAAUUUUCUGUGUACUAAAAGUAGG
Molecule: messenger RNA, 1403 nt
Organism: Thalassophryne amazonica
Lineage: Eukaryota; Metazoa; Chordata; Actinopteri; Batrachoidiformes; Batrachoididae
Product: leukocyte surface antigen CD53-like
Exons: 8
Coding region: 21-929 (302 amino acids)
Cellular component (GO): membrane
Source: RefSeq, a predicted model, not a curated record